Arvicola amphibius (Eurasian water vole) is the source of this 1337-nucleotide messenger RNA. It is a transcript of the gene Crtam, whose product is annotated as cytotoxic and regulatory T cell molecule. Gene Ontology annotation, biological process: positive regulation of natural killer cell mediated cytotoxicity directed against tumor cell target; detection of tumor cell; cell recognition. The record is from RefSeq and is a predicted model, not a curated record. The transcript is spliced from 10 exons. Gene Ontology annotation, cellular component: plasma membrane. NCBI's taxonomy places the organism in Eukaryota, Metazoa, Chordata, Mammalia, Rodentia, Cricetidae. The coding region runs from base 1 to 1179 and encodes 392 amino acids. Gene Ontology annotation, molecular function: signaling receptor binding.
AUGUGGUGGGGAGUUCUCAGCUUGCUGUUCUGGGUCCCGUUGCAAGCAGCCCUUUUGAACAUGGAAACCAUCACAGUGGAGGAGGGCGCGACACUCACCCUAAACUGUGCCACUUCUUCUGCGAAGAAUGCCUCUCUCCAAUGGCUGGCCCCUUCCGGGUUCACCAUUUUUUUUAACCAGCAUCCUGCUUUAAAAGGCUCCAAAUACCAGCUUCUUCACCACUCGGCCACACAGCUCUCCAUCCGUAUGCCCAACGUAACUUUGCAGGAUGAAGGCGUGUACAAGUGCUUACAGUACGGAAGCCACGUGAGGACAAAGCAUGUGAAGGUGAUUGUGUUAGUGACGCCUUUCAGGCCGACUGUGGAAGCUUUGGUUGUCAGACGGCAGAAUGGAGACAAACACGUUGUACUGAAAUGCUCCACAGAGAGGAACAAGCCCCCUCCGCAAGUCACCUGGCUGCUGGGGAGUGAUCUGGAGGUCUACGGUGGACUCCACCAUGAAUUUGAAACUGACGGGAAAACCUGCAACACCACCAGCAUGCUCGUGAUCCACACGUACAGCAAAAACUCCAUGGUGCACUGCAUUAUCCGGCACAAGGGCCUGGAAGGAAGGAAGCUGGUGGCCCCCUUCCAGUUUGAAGAUUUGGUUGCAGACCAAGAAACAGCUUCCGAUGCCCCUGAGCAGAGCUCUCUCUCAUCUCAAGCCCCCCAGGAGCCCACAAGUCUGGUCUCAAUGAUGGAAAAUUCCAGUAUACAAGAGACUGACGAGAAAGAAAAAAAGCAUGCCACUCAAGACCCUGACUUGACCACUGAAGCCAGUGCUCGGUACACAGGCCUGGAGAGGAGGAAGAGUGGCAUCCUGCUGCUCACGCUGGUGUCCUUCCUCAUCUUCAUCCUCUUCAUCAUUGUUCAGCUCUUCAUCAUGAAGCUCCGUAAAGCACACGUGAUAUGGAAGAAGGAAAGUGAAAUUUCGGAGCAAACUCUAGAAAGUUACAGGUCAAGAUCCAACAAUGAAGAGACAUCUUCUUCCCAAGAGAAUAGCAGCCAGAUUUCCCAGUCUAAGCAUUGCAUGAACUACAUCACACGGUUGUACUCGGGAACCAAAACAAAGAGGAAGGAGAAGGCGCAGCACUGGAAACCAGAAGGCAAGCACAGUCGUGUCCCAGAGAGUAUUGUGUAAGUGUGCCACGCCGUAGAAGAGGGGAUUGCGCGGCAGCUGCAGAAGGCCGGAAAGGAAUAUAAGUACUGUGGCAUGGGAAAAAAAUGUCCAUUGAGUACCAUUCAGGACAGUGGCCACUGAGCCAGGGCGGCAACCUGAGAACCAAGCCAUGAACAGAG